Botrytis fragariae is the source of this 1581-nucleotide messenger RNA. RefSeq names its product putative dna-directed rna polymerase ii subunit rpb1 protein. NCBI's taxonomy places the organism in Eukaryota, Fungi, Ascomycota, Leotiomycetes, Helotiales, Sclerotiniaceae. The transcript has 2 exons. The record is from RefSeq and is a predicted model, not a curated record. The coding region runs from base 1 to 1581 and encodes 526 amino acids.
AUGGCAACGAUCUCUACAUCGCAAGCCCAUACCAGCUUGACACCGCCAAGUAGUUCUCACGGUCAAGAUUCUUGGAAUUAUUCUGUGCCAGUAGAGCCGACCUCACCUUCUGCCGUCACCGACUAUCAUAAUCACAAUCGACAAAUUUCCCAAACAAACGGUUACCCAUUACGUCCAAGUACAGAAACCUUUGGUCCUCGCCUCGAUCAUAACCAUUUGGCUCCAGCUCGCGCAAAUGAAUUAAAUCGACAGAACAGUGACAUCAGCGAUACUCCUAGUGCUCCUGAUAGUUUAUUGGAUUCAUAUGGAAAUAACAAAGGUGGUCGAAGUAUGGAUUCUGGGGGGAAGAAAGGUAUGAAUGGUGGAACGUAUGAAAUGGAUGAUGUGGAACAUUCUCGGUGGAUUCACAGAGACAAAUUGGCCCGAAUUGAGAAUGAAGAAUUACAAGCAGCGGGAAUCCCGAUACCUCGUCCAAGAACAGGAAGCAAAUCUAGUCGACGGGAUCGUAGUCAAGAUGCCAGUAAUGCCAUUCGAAGUGAGGGGCAAAAAAGGCAGAAGAUGGGGGCGAAUGGAGAUGGAGAAGGUAAUCCUUGGGAUUUACGAUUACCUGAAGAGUCUGCUGGAGAUUUAGGUGCGAAAGGUAUAUCGAAGAUACCAAUAUCGAAAACGAGUCCCCUACCAAUACCGAUCGAUUACCUCGAACGAGACACACCUAUAGCUCGGAAAACAAGCAACAAUUGGUAUGACGAGGAGGACCCAUUAUCAUUUAAGCAAGCAAGAAGCCGGAGUCACAGUGUCAAAAGUUCACUUAUACUUGAUGAUGCUACACAGUCUUCUUCAAAUGUUCCAAUGCCUACUCCUGCCAGAGUAUCACCUACACCUGCUCGUGCAUCGCCAUCCGAACGAUCUCCUACAAAGAAAGCGCCAGGACGGAAAGGAUCUAUUGGCGCAAAUGCCGCACUUCCCGGAGGUAGACAAACAUCAACACAAAGACAAAAACAAAAGCCGAGCGGAACAAACGCGCCAGAUAUACGACCAAAAACUCGUUCAGGCGACUUAAUUAAUACAUCAAAACGACCUGAAGGUGACCCACCUUGGCUGGCUACUAUGUACAAACCUGAUCCUAGAUUACCUCCCGAUCAACAAGUAAUUCCGACUCAUGCAAAACGUAUGCAACAAGAACAAUGGGAGAAGGAGGGUAAAUAUGGAAAUGUUUAUGAUAAAGAUUUUAGGCCAUUAAAUCAACAGGGAUACAGACCACGCCCGGAUUCAUUUUCGCCACCACCAGAUGGACCAGAGGAAUCAAAGUCAGAAGAACAAGCUCCAGAAUGGCCAUUAAGCGCUCCACAAUCUCCAUCACCAGUUUCGCCAGUCUCACCUGUUUCCGCCAUGACUCCUAAAUCACCUACAUUAAGUACGGGUCCUAGAUCACCAGUGGAGAGAGCAUCAAGUUAUAGCACAAUGCCAAAAAUCGCAACUGGUAAACCGCAAGGUGUUAAUAUCCCAGAUCCUAAGCCACCAAUUCGUGUUCAAGAUUCUCCUGAGUCGAGCAAAGGUUGUGGCUGUUGCGUCAUCAUGUAA